UUCUCAGAAUUUUUGUGGCAUCCCUAUUUUUAGUUACAUUUUCCAAGCUGAAAUGAAAAUUGAGAAAGAGCCGUGUUUCGUAUAGUAAAGAAAUUCACAAUGGUUUCUAUGCAAUUUGUGUUGCAACCACUUCCGGGAACUGAUGAACAAUUCAUUGACAGAAUACGAGAAGUCUCUGAUAAAGUAAACCGCUUUGGUUCCGGUACUCAUCGGAUAUUUGAGCAAUUAAAAAUACCAGUAAGAGAAGUUGUCAUUGGACCUAACCAUAUUGGAGUGCUUCUAGAAGAUGGGAAAGCAUUUCGUGUAGCCUUUUCUAUAAAUUCGGAAAAGCUUGACUUGACUAAAUCUGACAACAAGUGUGCCCCAUCGGGUGGAGUCGCAGCAAGCAAUGCCCCGAAGGCGCCGUCGUCGUCACGGCCAAUGGCUCGGUCUCGAGCUCGACUUCUCAGAGCAACAGGAAGGACAAGCUCAAGUGGGCAAGGCUCUGGAUCCAGAAGUACAGGUGUAAUAAUUGGAGGUAGCUCAUCGAAUCGACCACUUGUGACAGUGCCAGCCACAUAUGUGCCUGAAGAACUUAUAUCGCAAGCGGAAGUCGUCCUUCAAGGAAAGAGCAGAAAUCUAAUUAUCCGAGAGCUUCAGCGCACAAAUCUUGAUGUUAAUUUAGCUGUUAACAAUUUGCUUUCACGUGAUGAUGAAGAGGCUGAAGAUACUGAAGAAGGAGGCGAUAAUUAUGUUCCUGAAGACCUAAUUUCAUUGUUGGACAAUGGGUUUUCCGGUGAUAAUAGCAGCGUUAUUAUUGAUCCCUCUGAUGGGCUUUUCUCCGAAGAAAUCUUCAGUAAUUAUUCUAGCAUAAGAAAUUUGCUUUUUGACCGUAUUCGUAGUGAACGGACUAACGCAAGCUCAAGCGGAACAGAUAAUAAUCAAUCUAAUCGGACAUCGGCAUCUUCUAGCGGCGUUAUAGCAGGAAGUAGCAAUCUUUCUGGCCAAAUAUCGUCCGCUAAUGCUGACCGUGAAGCAUUUAGUCGCUGGCGUGAUCGUCAGUAUUAUGGUCCACGUCGCUGGAUUAAUAAAGACGAUUAUACAUGGGAUAAAGAGACAGAUCCUAAAAAGAAAGAACCCUCUUCUAUGCCAUCACCAAUAUGGAUAUCUGAAGAGUGGCAGCCUUGGCCCGACAAAAACUCAGUUCGAUUUAAGACAAUUGGAGCUUUGUAUUCCGAAUUUAUUGCACUAUCGGAAAAUGGAGAAUUGCAUCAAUGGCGUUGGUCGGACUUGGAACCCUAUAAAUCUGAUGCGGAAAAUGUAUUUCAUCCCAAGACAGUGGCACUUGGCAUUACUGAAAAGGUCGAGCUUAUAUCAGCAAAUUUUAUUAGAUGCUCUGUAGUAACUGAAUCGAAUCGUGUUGCCACUUGGAUGGACGAACAGUUGGGAUAUCUGGGAGCAAAAUUGGAGCAUGUUGCAACAGCGUUCAAUGAGUUUAACAUCGAUCCUAUUUCAACAAUACACGUUUGCUCUCUAUACACCGCAGUUCGAACCGAUAAUAACAAUAUUUAUUGGUGGGGAGUAUUACCCUUUGAUCAGCGCCGAUAUCUGUGGGACAAGUUUCGGACAAAGACAAAAAAACCAUUCAAAAUGGUUGCGACAGAUAUAAACGUAGGCUCACAAGUGAUAAUGAAAAAAUGUCCCAUUUAUCAGACUGGAUCAAUUGGAUUUACUUGCACAAAUGGGGUUCCCAAAGUUGGACAGUUACUAAACUCUGUGUGGGAUUUUUCUGAUGUUUGCCGUAUGAAAAUUCUGAAUAUCGGUUCAACACUAGGAUCUUCAGAUAAGUGCCAGGUAACCGUGCCAAUAUCCAAUACUCAUGGAGGUAAUAUUGCUGAUAAAGACACCAUCUCAAAGGCACCACCUGUGCAAGCGACAACAUCUAGCAAGAGUGGGCAAAUUAGUUCAACUAGCAAGGAAUCGACUGAUCGUAUUGACAUGCCUCCACCACCAUCUCCAGCGUCUAGCACUUGCAGCGACACAGGAAGCGUUACGUCUCACAAACGCACCAAAAGAAUAACUGCGAAGGAUGAUGGCAAUAAUUCUCAAGAAGGCAGAAAAGACGAGGAACUGUGGCAACUGAAAGACGUUGUCUUCGUCGAGGACAAAGUUGGGCCCAUUGGAAAAGUCCUUAAAGUUGAUGGAGACUAUGUGGCAGUCCGUUUUCCACCAUUAAAUUGUGUCAAUAACGUAAACGUCAAUGUUGCCGCCGGUUUAGCAACCAAAGAUGAAGGGAAAGAGGAUGAUUGGCAAUCAUGUCGUCUUUUGCGACGCGAAGAUGUGCAAAUCUUUCGCUCUGCAGUAUCAUCACGUGGUCCAGAUUGGCUUCAAAAGCAACCAAAGAAAAUCAAUAUUGGUGCGGAUCUAUCAAGCGCACAGCUUCUAACAAUUGCAGUUGAUACGCGUGGCAUUCAUGCAAUCAAAAAAGUGUUUGGUAAAAUUCAUUACAGUCUGUAUAAUUUAUACAACAGCAAACAGGAACAAAACUGCCAAUUCCCCACAGAUUGUGCGUCAUUUAUUGGCGCCUCGGCAAAUAACAUUACAAUGGCUUGUAAUAACGAUUGUAAUGGAAACAGCAGCACAAUUGUGCUUAGGGAUGGUAACGGUGCACUUUAUCCAAUGGCGAAGGAUUGCAUUGGGUCCAUAAAAGAUCCUCAAUGGUUUGAUUUGCCGCCUGUUAAAUCCAUAACCAUGGCAACCAUAUCGCUUCCACCAUCAGCAUCUUGUAUCAAUCUCAAAUCAAAGGUCUGCAUGACUGCCUUGCUUUUUAUAACCCAAAAGCUAAUGCCACAUAUACUACGAUGUGAUAUUAAGAACUGUAUUGCUGUCCUAAAGCGUCUUGAACAAGAGGACCGCAAGGAGACCAUUGCUGUCGUUGAAGAACGCUGCGAUGGUAAUAGGAAUAUAUUCCAUGCCUGUGUAAUAAUGUGUGCACCAACCUCCAACAAGGAUUCACAGCAUUCACCAGAUCUAGCGAGCAGCACUAGUUCAGAAAAGAAACCACUUGCCUCGGGGGUUUCAUUGCCCCGUACUGGAGCAGGAGGAUCAUCGUUGUCGUAUGGCAGCGCAUUUGCUGGAGGCAAUGGAGGCAAUUUUAAUGAAAGUUCCAGCAGCUUUGCCACAGUCUCUGCUGGCAUAAAUUCACCGUCAACGUCCGCAUCUAUAACCAGGGAAAAUCGAAUAAGUCUGCGUGACAUGAUGCAUCGUCUAAUCAACACAGAACAAAACACGGAACAAAACCAUCAGGCAUCCACUAGUGCUGGUGAAGAUCACGCCUAUAUUCCAUUGCCCUGGACUGUUGAAUCAGGAACGGCUAGCAAUCUUAGUACUAAUGCAGCACAGAACACAACUGAUAUUGCUGAAGAUGAUGUGUCUAAAGUAUUACCAUCAACGUCCCAAAGCAUUAAUGUAUCCAACAGCAAAAUGGGUAAUCCAAAUUAUACAUUCGACGUAUUGCAACGGCGAGAACACGCCAUUCUGAUUCUUCAACACAUGUGCACCAGUGUUGCUAUGCGUAGUUAUUUAUAUCAGAUGCUAAGUGCCAAGGAUGCUCAGGGACAAACUCCGUUUAUGCUGGCAGUUUCAUGUCGAGCAUACGAGGCAGGAAUAAUACUUUUGAAUACAAUUCUCACAGUAUCCGAGCAAGACACGCAGCUUAAAGAUGCCAUGAUUUUCCCAAGCGGCUCACCAGCUGAUCAAUCGCCAUUGCAUGUUAUUUGUUACAACGACACGUGUUCUUUUACGUGGACUGGCGCGGAUCACAUAAAUCAAAACAUUUUCGAGUGCAAGACAUGCGGAUUAACUGGCUCCCUAUGCUGUUGCACCGAAUGUGCACGAGUCUGCCACAAAGGACACGACUGUAAACUGAAACGCACAGCGCCAACAGCAUAUUGUGAUUGUUGGGAGAAAUGCAAAUGUAAAGCACUGAUUGCUGGAAAUCUUACAAAGAGAUUUACGUUGCUAUGCAAACUUGUCUCUUGUACUGAUUUGGUCACAAAAUUCAACUCGAAGGGUGAAUCUAUAUUGCUAUUUCUCAUUCAGACUGUUGGUCGACAGAUCGUAGAGCAACGUCAGUAUCGAUUUAAUGUGAGGGUGCGCAAUGUUGGCAAUAAUACUGGAACUUCAAAUGGAAGCAAUACAGUAAUAACCAACCGGAAGUCUUCUUCUCUAGACAUUGACAAUGAUAUGCCAGACCAUGAUCUAGAGCCACCAAAAUUUGCAAGAAAAGCACUUGAACGUCUUUUAAUUGAUUGGCAAGCUGUACGUUCAAUGAUAAUGAGCGGCGCCGAAAGAACCGAAUCUAAUUUGCAAAAUAUCCAUGGCAAUACUAGUGAAAGCGCCAAUUCGGAAAAUUUCAAUGUUUUCAUGCAAUCUCAGCAUGGAUCUACACUGCUUGAUAAAUUUACACAUAACUUAAUUGUGAAAUGUACAAGUGAUCAUCUUGACACGCUCUUGCUGACUUUGGUGCGUGAACUGCAAAACUUUGUAGUUGAAGAUCGCCCUAGGGAGGCUGAAGAUGUUGCUCGACGUUUUGUACGCUCCGUGGCUCGUGUAUUUGUCAUUUUUAAUUUGGAGAAACAGCCAAAUCCUGAGAAACGUAAAAAUCACACAUCAUGCAACAAAUACGUUCAAAGCUGCGUUAAGGUAUUUCAAACACUGCAUAAAAUCUCUAUUGAGGAACUGUGUGAGGUGUCUGAGGCACUGAUUGCACCAGUAAGGCUUGGAGUGGUGCGACCCACAGCUCCGUUUGCCAUGUCCUCAUCAAACCUGGAUAAUUCUGACGAUUUGUUCAGCGUUGAGCCCUUAGCCCCAACCAAUGUUGAGUCCACCUCCGAGCAUAUUGUACACGAUGCAAUCAAUGUUCAGAAUUCAAGCUUCAGCGUACAACAAAACUAUGAUGUCGUUGCUAUGGACACCCUUAGAGACCCUUCAGAAUCGGAGGAGAUUCCCAAUCGAGAAAGCAACUUAAGUAGUCAUGACGAUGACUUAAUUGAGAACCAGCGAAAUGAAGAAGGAAUGCAAGAUGAUGAAAGUGAUAACGAUUUCACAUUUAAUGAUGCCGAAACUGAAUCAGACUCGGAUGACAACCAGAGUAAUCAAGAUGCACAACGAAGCGUUCAAACUGGUGCCACAGUUGGCUCGGAAACAGACAUUGGAGUUCUAUUUCUGGAAGACGAAUCUGGCGAUUCCUCUGCUCAAGAGGAAGAUGGAUCUGAAGAUGGCGAAUCCGACGACCAGUCUGAUGAAUUUAGUUUUAAUGAUCAACAGCUCGAGCGUCGCAACAUAAAUCCGAACUCACGCAACGAUCUCACUCCACAAACAAUGCAAUGGGCAAUCAGAAGCCGCGAUAACGCUCGACCAUCGGUUCGUGUACCAACUGGAUCCAAUCUUGUUUUUAUUGAUCCCAUGGCAUUACGCCGAACAACUGUGCCAGCCAGUACUGCUGUCAACACACCAUCAGCCGAGUCCCACACAAUGGCCACUACUGCCAGUAAUUUGGGUCGUGCUUUUGGCAUUACGAUUCGACAAAUUUCCGAGCUCUUAGGUAUUAUGUCAUACAAUAUGAUGAAUGAUAUUGAGACUUCACUCAAAAUACACGUUGAGGAAGCUGUUGCAGUUCAAGCGUUUGUUGAAAAGCGCUUAAAACCUACUUGGGAUUGGAUGUUUACAGUAAUGGACGGUACAGAGGCGCAGCUCAAAUUCGGUGCCUAUUUGACAAACUACACUGAUCCAACUCACCCUUUGCACCCGCUUAAUCUCAGUCAACAAGCUACCACAAGCCAAGCAUCAAUCCCAACUUCCACAACCGUGGGAGCUAAUGUGAUUGGCUCAAGUUCUCGACGAGAUUUCUUCACAUAUUGUCUUUCAUUAAUGCGUGCACACACAUCGGAGCAUCGGGAUGCGCUGCCAGUAUUAGAUAUAACUGCAUUGCGGCAUAUUGCCUACGUUCUUGAUGCCUUCGUUUUCUACAUGCGUAACGAUACUAGCUUUUACGAUAAAAGCGACUCUAUUUCUGGCCGUGUUAACAAUUUAUCAAAUAGUGUUGAAAACGAUGAUACCGACGACGAAUUAAGUAACAUUGAGGAUUCAAAUGCCGACAGACAGUGUUCAAAAAACUUAUAUUCGAAUGCUAACACGCGAAAGUAUGCAUUCUUUACUAGAUCAGACUCAACACUGAGCUUAGGUUGCUCGGCACCAGAUGGUUUUGAUUUGCCCCUUGAUAUGGCAAUGCCUCUAGCUGACAAACCGCACUUGCUACAACCGAAUUCAAAGCGACAAGAGCUCUUUGCCAAUCUACCAUUACAUGCAGUUCCUGCUUUAAAAAGCAAUACCAAAACCAACAUUUCCCAUCAAGGUUCCAUUGAUCAACCUCCCACCCGUUUGGGAUUCUCAAAUUUCAUGAAAAUCGAGACGCCAUUCAAUACUAAUACAGAAGAGGAACCUACUGUGUCGGAAACAAAUACGGAAGCGCUCGAACCAAAGAAGGGAAACGAAACUUAUAAGGACGAUGAUACUGCAGACUUGAAUAUUUACGUACAACUAAAGAAAAAACAGUGCUUAGACGAUACCAAGUCACAUGAAGGAAACAAAGAUAAUAAAUACGUUGAUGAGGACAUGGAUGGGGAGGAUGUGCACAUGACCGAUGAUACAGCCGGAUCCAGUAGAUCGGCAGAUCUUUUAAUAACUACUCGGCCUGAAGUUAUUAUCGCACCAACUAAGAGUCAAGCGCGUAGUGGCGUUCGGGAGGAUGUGGCACCUUUGCAUAGUUCCUUAUCAGUAUCAGCAGUUCGUAGCGUUAUCGUUCGAGCUGGAGCAUCCAGUUUAAAAUUAGAAUCCGAUGACAAUAACUUAUCCGAGUUGAGAAAUCGAUCAUCUUCCGCAUCUCAGAUGGCGCAACAACUUAAAUGUGAUAAUAGUCGUGAAAAGGUACCAAACCAAGCAAUGAUGUUUCCUAUUCGUGGAUCAUUGUUUUAUAAGAGCAGUUCUUCAGAACUGCCAUCAUGGAACUUUUUGUUAAGUCGCUGGAAGCUAGCACUUGAUCUCUUCGGAAGAGUUUUUAUGGACGAUGUUGGUAUGGAACACGGCUCUGUAUUGCCAGAAUUAAGAGGUUUUCCAGUUAAGGAAAUGCGCUUUAGACGCCAUAUGGAAAAGCUUCGAAACGGGCAACAGCGCGAUUUGGUGCUUUGUAAGCUUGAAAGAAAUCGUGAGAGUUUAAUAAUCCAAACGUUUAAGGAAUUAAAUGCCCAAUUCGGUACUCAAAAUCGUCGAGCUCAGCCGCCCAUUACAUUCAAUAGAGUUAAAGUGACAUUCAAAGAUGAGCCCGGUGAAGGAUCAGGUGUGGCGCGUAGUUUCUAUACAUCCAUAUCAGAAGCAUUAUUGGCGAGUGCUAAAUUGCCCAAUCUUGAUUCAGUGCAAGUGGGAGGUACACAAAGUAAAUACGGUGUGCCGUUUUCGAGCAUACUGCGCAGUAGAACCGUUUCUGGAUCUAGUCGCGAUCCGCCCACAUUGCAGAGGCGGGGCACAGGCAGCAAAAUAUUGUGGCGCACGGCUCGUGAGCGAAAAUCAUUAAAUGUCGAUGCUAGGCCCUAUACUCCUGCCAUCAAUGCAGAUAACACUGCGGAUAGCUCCAACGAUCAUUUGUCUGUCCACUUGCAACAGCUUGGAGAGCGACUCUAUCCCAAGAUCCACUCAAUAAACUCAACACACGCACCGAAGGUAACAGGCAUGCUUCUUGAGAUACCUACGCCCCAGCUUCUGUCUGUACUGUCUUCAGAUGAAACAUUGAGACAAAAAGUUAAUGAGGCCGUUGAGAUAAUCACUUUCAAGCAAAAGGCUGAAGUAAAUGUGCAAAGUCAACAGAAAAAAUCACCAGCUGCACUUGUUGAACCGAUUGAAGACGAUAAUGAACCACUAUUUUACUCGCCGGGUAAACGUGGCUUUUAUACUCCACGACAAGGACUGGCGACUUUUGAACGGAUUAACGCAUUUAGAAAUAUUGGCAGACUUAUUGGACUUUGCCUAUUGCAAAACGAAUUGCUCCCGUUGUUCCUUCAAAGACAUGUAUUGAAAUACAUGCUAGGGCGAAAAAUCAAAUUUCAUGAUCUGGCAUUCUUUGAUCCUGCUUUGUAUGAAUCAUUUAGGCAAAUCAUUCAAAAUGCUCCAACAAAAGAGGGGGAAGAGAAUAUUAAUCGAAUGGAGCUUAGCUUUGUAAUUGAUUUAAUGAAAGAGGAAGGUUGUGGUAACCGCGAGUUGAUCCCAGGAGGACGCGAUGUACCCGUAACCUCAAGUAACAUAUUCGAGUAUAUAAGACGUUAUACAGAGUAUAGGCUUAUUAAAUCGCAGGAGAAAGCGCUCGAGGCUUUAAAGGACGGUAUUUUUGACGUUCUACCGGACAAUUGCAUGAAUAGCUUAACUGCCGAAGAUCUACGAUUGCUCCUGAAUGGUGUCGGCGAUAUCAAUGUAUCCACUUUAAUAUCUUAUACGAAUUUUAAUGAUGAGUCAAGUGAAGGACCAGAUAAACUCUUAAAAUUUAAAAGAUGGUUUUGGAGCAUUGUGGAAAAAAUGAAUACGUUAGAACGCCAAGAUUUGGUAUAUUUCUGGACUGGAUCACCAGCAUUACCAGCUUCGGAGGAAGGGUUUCAACCUCUACCGUCUGUUACCAUACGACCAGCUGAUGAUUCACAUCUUCCUACUGCAAAUACUUGUAUAUCUCGUCUUUAUAUUCCCUUGUAUUCCAGCAAAUCAAUUUUACGGGGUAAAAUGCUGAUGGCCAUUAAAUCCAAAAACUUUGGAUUUGUUUGAAAAUCAAAAAAAAUUAACAACUUCUAGUUUAUGUUAAUAAUGCCGUACGUUUGCUUAUUACGAGUUUUUGUAAUUGAGAAAUUUGAAAUAUGACUAUUCCACAUUUGUAACCAACAACAUAUGUAUGUAUGUCCAUUCCUUAAUUUUUUAUUUUAUUUUUUUAAUAAUUAUUGCGCUAAUUCUGUUUUAAGAUCACAUCUAUGAAGAGAAAUAUAAGGUCAUUCCUGGAUACAGUUCUACUGGAUACAAAGCACUAGGGAAAUAUUAAAAAGAACAAAUAUUAACUUGUAGAUGUUAGGGCAAGUUUGCUUUUAAUUUUACAUUUAUUUUAUUAUAGGACAUGUAAUAAAAAAUAUAUAAAUAUGUAUAUUAACCAGGGAAUAAAACUUUAAUGGUAACCGUUAUCCAA
Messenger RNA from Drosophila innubila, 9250 nucleotides. RefSeq names its product E3 ubiquitin-protein ligase hyd (gene hyd). NCBI's taxonomy places the organism in Eukaryota, Metazoa, Arthropoda, Insecta, Diptera, Drosophilidae. The transcript is spliced from 19 exons. Gene Ontology annotation, molecular function: ubiquitin-protein transferase activity; ubiquitin binding; RNA binding. Gene Ontology annotation, biological process: protein polyubiquitination; DNA damage response; regulation of double-strand break repair. The record is from RefSeq and is a predicted model, not a curated record. Gene Ontology annotation, cellular component: nucleus. The coding region runs from base 100 to 8841 and encodes 2913 amino acids.